GGAAAAACAGAGUUGAAGUUGGGCAUCACCCAGCGUGCGGCCGAAAGAUUGGCCAAGAUCGCGGUAGAGGACAAGAACCCAGACACGUGUCUUCGUAUUCUCGUGGAGUCCGGUGGCUGUCACGGGUUCCAGUAUGAAUUGAAGUUGACCGACUUGAGUACAAAGACGGCGGAAGACUCGUUGUUGGUCCGAGACGAGGGGAAGGUGCUUAUCGAUGAGUCUUCGUUACAAAUCUUGCGCGACUCGAAGGUUGACUACACCAAGGAGUUGAUUGGCAGUCAAUUCAAGGUCUUGGGCGGGUACAUCAGCAGCAGCUGUGGCUGUGGUUCCUCCUUUGAUUUUGACUUUGACAAGAUCCAG
Molecule: messenger RNA, 360 nt
Organism: Babjeviella inositovora NRRL Y-12698
Lineage: Eukaryota; Fungi; Ascomycota; Pichiomycetes; Serinales
Gene: ISA2
Product: Isa2p
Exons: 1
Biological process (GO): iron-sulfur cluster assembly
Cellular component (GO): mitochondrion
Molecular function (GO): iron ion binding; 4 iron, 4 sulfur cluster binding; 2 iron, 2 sulfur cluster binding
Source: RefSeq, a predicted model, not a curated record